AUGUUUGGGCUGGUUUUGGUCACUUUCUGUAUACUUCUACCGUAUAAUGCAUAUCGAUAGUAAGUGACAGUACUAGGCAGUACAUUAGCUACCCUAUCAGAGUUCUAGACAUGCAAAACGGGCCGGGCCUGGAUGUUAGACCCCCUCAGGGCCGGCCCGUUUCUCAUGUCUGCAGAGUUCACAGAUUUAAAGUUUUUGGUUUUAGCUCUGGCUCUGCCUUUAUUUAAUUUUAGCUCUGGCUGUAGCUCCGGAGCAGAAGCUGCCCUGGAAAGUUUUACAAAAACAGGGAAAUGCUUGGGUCUCGGCACGAAUACUUUAAAAACUAAAAUUUUUUGUUUUAAUUUACCCUUUUUCAACGAAAUCUCGUAGUUUUUUCACUGAUUACGUUGCAAACAGGGUCGGGCGGGGACUUUUGGUCUGGGGGCAGGGGUCCAAAAAUCCACAGGGGGGACCACGUUCAAAUUUUUUUCGAAAUUUUUUUUUGGGGGGGGGGUACUCUGUACUCCCCCCCCCCGUCCCCGUCCCCCUCGCGCCCGGCCCUGGUUGCAAAUAAUAUUUUUUUGAACAUGCAACCUCUUUUAUAUAUUUUUUUAACUUCUGAGUUUGGCCUGUUUUAUAAACAUUUUUUGCCUUUUGUUACUGGUCGAUAGCUUACGAUCUUUAGUAAAAGGCAUAUAUGGGGUUGUUCAGAUAAUUCUGUACGCCCUAACACCCAAAUUUUGUUUUGAGAAGGGGCACAGAGUUUUUUGAACAACCUAAUAUAAUGCUACUUUUAAUGUUUUAGUUACACGGUAACCGAAGAUGUUAUUGGAAUGCGACUGUAUACUGGAGAUCAUAUUCGCGUAUCUUUGAAUAAACCGUUUGUUAUGACAUUAUACGGAAAGGAUGUCGCUUUAGAGGACAUUGAAAGGGCUUGGCUCACUUCUUCUGAUCGAUGUUCGGUAAGGAAGAAUGUUUUACAAGACAAUAAUAGGUAUUAACUAUGCAGAAUUAUAAUAAUAACUUAUUUAUUUUAUGUAUGGUACUUUUUAUGCUUAUCCUUAAUGUAAAAUUGAUGAAACUUUGAAUAAGAUGACAUUUAAGGCGAGCACAGUCAAAGAACCUUCAUUUUUGAAACUGGCCAUCUUGCCCGAGGCUUCUACCUCGGGUAUGUUAAGGAUGAAGUCUUUAAGUAUAUCGUCGCCAGAUGUAUACAAGUUAUGUUUGCAACGUUCAUCCAGCUAUGAAUUGAUAACGGACCCUGUAAGUUAAUAUAACAAGGAUAAGCAGUGUUUUGUUAGUGAAAAAUGAUUUUAGGUAACAAAAUUUACAAAAAGUUUAGAUGAAGGUUAAACGGGUCUUUUGAAAGUUGGUUCUACAAGCUCAUUGACUGAAAUGUUGGUCAAAAUAUACGUAGAAAUUUGUAUUUAAAAGCAUCUACGUUUUUCUAUUUACUUUUUGACCGGUUUGAAUAUGAUUAAUAGUCCACAGUAAUCUUACUUUAUAUUGUUAUAGACAAUGGUAAUUGAAAUCUCUGAUUUGGAUGUGAAACCUCUGGUACCAUUGCUCGUUAUGAUACCUACCUUUAUAUUGUUCAUGUGUACGAAUGCUCUGUUCUCUGGCAUGAACAUGGCUUUCUUCUGUAUUCCUCACAAUGAUAUCAUCCUACUACAACGUUACAACGAUGCUGAUCAGAACAAACAAGCUCACGCCAUCCUUCAGAUACGAAAGAACUCGAAUUGGUUGGUGUGCACGCUGGUGCUCGGGAAUACGAUCGUCAACACGGUUAGCACGUUGUUGAUUGAGGAUGCUUGUAAACCUGUAAGUAUUAGUGUUAUAUGUAGAUGUUAAAGUAAAAUAUAGAUGUUAGAAUAAGAAUCUUAUCAGUUAAAGUGAGAAAAUGAGGUUUUUCAUGGAGAUGAAGUGAACUCAUGGUGACUUCAUGUUUGGUCGUAUUAGAUGGUAUUUUAAACGAAAUCUUGAAAUGAAGUAAUGCAACUUUUCAGCUAGCCCCAAAGACCAAGAUUAUCGUAAUAAACGUCGUGCCAGUCCUUCUGAAUAUGUUUUUCGGAGAGAUUUUCCCUCAGGCAUUCGUCAAGAAUCGAGGGUUACGUGUCGCCAGAAGAACGUUGUGGAUCGCCAAGUUCUUUAUGGUUCUGUUUCUACCGGUCGCUUACCCGUUGUCGCGAUUACUGGACUUUUUGAUUGGAACUCAAGGAGUCGAGGUGAUGGAUGCCAAGAAGUUUGAAGGCAUGAUCAAGCUUCAAAUGACUAACAAUCUGCCUAAAGGUAGGAUUGAGGGGGGUGGUUAUAAGGUUAAUGGUUAUAAAGUUUAUCGACAGGUCAAAAAUUACGUAGAAAAAGUUAAGAGUUUUAUUGUUUUAAUGGUUUAACUGUAAUAUGUCAAGCUGUUUAAAUAAUUCUGUAUCCCUUCUCAAAGCAAAUUUUUGGGGUUAGGGGCUCAGAAUUAUUUGAAAAACCUAAUAUGAUAAUGUUAAAAUGAUAUUGUUUUAGAUAUACUGGAAAGAGCGUUCAGAUUCAAAGAUGUUACAGUAGGCAGUAUAAUGACGUCGAUCAACGAUGCUUGGCUGUUAUCGUCUGAAGACAUUCUUGAUAUUAAUGUAGGCAUAGCUUUUAAAAUUUAAAUUGGUUUUAUUAUUUUUUUUUAUGAUAAUUAUAUGAUUUUUAUCAAUUUAGUUACGAUAUUGUUUUAGUGCCUAGUGAACAUCAUGGAAAUGGGAUACACAAGAGUACCAGUCUACUUGGGCAACGAUCGUGGCCUGAUUGUAGCUUUGUUGAAUGUGAAGGAACUUAUCUUUCUGGAUCCGAAUCAGAAGAUCAAAGUCAUUGAUAAGCCGGAGUGUCUGAUUACAGUAAGGUGUUUGAACUUUAAGUAUAUAAACAUCAUAUUAAGGUAGCAUACUGGUAUACAAAGUAUGGAAGGGUAUGUUUUGGUAGAAUUGCUAUACUUAUAAGUGGUGUUUUUAAUGUAAAUGAUGUUGUUGUAGGCACAGUACGUGUUCGAAGAGAUGCCAGCCAGCAAGUUGAUGGAGGAAAUGAUCUCAGGUCACGUUCACUUGUGUAUUGUGGCCAAAUAUCAACAUGGAUGUCAUAUUGUGACGGGGCUUAUAACUUUGGAAGAUAUCAUCGAAGAAUUGAUUGGCGAGAUAUAUGUAAAGUCACUGUAAUAUAUGAUUGAUAUUGCCUUAUGUAACUCUGAAAAUAUUUCAAGUUAUUAUAUGUAUACACAUCAGUAACAUGUCUUUCUGUUUAGGAUGAUACUGAUGUAUCGUCGAAGCGUCUGAAGCCAGGCACCCACGAUGACAAAGCGACCCUAAGAUGGCUGAAGGAUCAUACCAAGGGGCUACAUCUCACUCCGAUGGAACAAACUCGGGUAAUGCAAGAGUUGUGCGAUAAUUGUGCUGCCUUCAAUAUGCUACAACUUACAGUACAAGAGAUGAGGAAACUUAUCAGUCUGUGUCCGGUUAUCCAAUCGAAUGACAAGGAAACAGUCAUCACUAAGGAGAAGAUUGUCAAGUGAGUAAUGUUAUAUUAUACUAGGUUUUUAGCUUGUAUAAGAGUUUUAACUGGUAUUGCAAGGAUGUUAUAUGUUGUAGUAUAUUAUAGCUAUUUGCAAUACUUGUUGUUGUACAUCUUGGUUAUUCUCAAAGUACGAAAGAAUUACUGGGUUUUACAAAAUACUGUUUCAGCACGUUGUUCAUAGUAAUCAGAGGAUCAGUUCUGUCGCCAGAAGGUCAUUAUAUUAAUGUAGAAUACAAGAUAUACGGUAGCGUGUUAAUCAGUAGAAUGCUGCAUGUCUUCUCAAGGCAAGGCUUCAAAGCAGAUGUCAGUAACGUCAGCUAUGUCAGUACUCAAGAUGUGGUUGUCAUUGAAGGAUCGGUACUACUUAUGGUAAGCACUUUUAGUAUGUUUUCUUUUGAUUACUGUAUCAUACAUAUACAGAUCGAAUUGAUGUUUUUCGUACCUUUUUGUUAACAGUGGUGUGUAUCUUGUAGUAUAUUUCGAUAAGUAAGACAUUUAAAAAUAAUUUUAGAUGGAAAUGAGCACAAUCUCGUCGCUUCUCUUGUCCAUACACAAUGAACACGCUCACAAAAACAUCUCGACCAAGCACGAUUACUAUGUAAACGACCUUCUACACUCACAUCAACCAACAAAACCGAUCAAAAAACGAAAAAAUCGCAUUUGA
This is a messenger RNA of Bursaphelenchus okinawaensis, 4186 nucleotides long. The record is from the annotation of a GenBank genome assembly. Lineage: Eukaryota; Metazoa; Nematoda; Chromadorea; Rhabditida; Aphelenchoididae.